This is a messenger RNA of Nematolebias whitei (Rio pearlfish), 723 nucleotides long. It is a transcript of the gene fgf3, whose product is annotated as fibroblast growth factor 3. Gene Ontology annotation, molecular function: growth factor activity; fibroblast growth factor receptor binding. Gene Ontology annotation, cellular component: cytoplasm. The coding region runs from base 1 to 723 and encodes 240 amino acids. Gene Ontology annotation, biological process: cell differentiation; fibroblast growth factor receptor signaling pathway; positive regulation of gene expression. NCBI's taxonomy places the organism in Eukaryota, Metazoa, Chordata, Actinopteri, Cyprinodontiformes, Rivulidae. The transcript has 3 exons. The record is from RefSeq and is a predicted model, not a curated record.
AUGCUGAUGAUUCCUCUGCUGCUGCUGCUCAGCCUGCUGGAUCCCGUGCGCCCCCGGGCCCGCUGCGCGCCGGGCCAGAGCCAAGCCUGUGACCCCCGGCAGCGGAGGGACGCCGGGGGCCGCGGCGGCGUGUACGAGCACCUCGGAGGAGCGCCGAGGCGCAGGAAGCUCUACUGCGCCACCAAAUACCAUCUGCAGAUCCACGCCAAUGGGAAAAUAGACGGUUCACUGGAGGAGAACAACCCGCUCAGCAUCAUGGAAAUCACGGCAGUGGACGUGGGUGUCGUGGCCAUUAAAGGACUUUUCUCAGGCAGAUAUCUGGCCAUGAACGAUAAAGGAAGGCUGUACGCCUCGGAAGCGUUCAAUAAAGAGUGUGAGUUUGUGGAGCGCAUCCACGAGUUGGGGUACAACACCUAUGCAUCCCGCCACCACUCCACAGAGCAGCCGCUGCCCCCGGGAGGAGGCGGAGGAGGUGGCAGCAACAAGCGCCGGGCCAGCAUCAAGAAGCAGUGGUAUGUUUCCAUCAAUGGCAAAGGGAGGCCGCGGCGAGGCUUCAAAACCCGAAGCACGGACAAAGCCUCGCUCUUUUUACCUCGGGUGCUGGGCAACAAGGACCACGAGAUGGUGCGAAGGCUGAGGGACAGUCAAGGUGCGCACCGCCACACGCAUAACCAAGGUGAGCGGCGGAGACGUCGGCACCAUGCCCGGAAAGGCCGGGGCUGA